AUGGCGACCAAGCCUCUACGCAACAAGAAAUGCCUCUAUUGCGACAGGAAAUUUGGCAAAACGGAACAUCUCAAACGUCAUCAAAGAGCCCAUACUGGAGAAAAACCGUUCAAGUGCUCAUUCUGCGACGGUGAGUACGCGCGCCGUGAUGUGCUCCUGCGACAUAUCAGGAACCACCACUCGGCUUCGGAGCGGCAGACCGUGUCCCCUUCACCAGUGACCGGUUCGCACGCGCACGCCAGUGAGCUGGUGGAGGGGCAGGCCCAAUGCGUGGCCAAGGACAACCCGCCGAGCACGGUCGACAAACAAAGACACAACGAUACGGGAGAGGUUCCAGAUCAAUUGGACCUCCAAGCUUCUCAGCGAGCUAGGCCCGUCCUCAGUCCCGACAUCCCUGAGGAUCGAAGGACGGCCGCCGCUCCGCUUGAAGGCUUUGAUGACUGGUUGGGAUCUCAAGAUUUGCCUCUGGCGGCCAACAUAUGGGACGAUCUGUCUCAAUUCGAUUUCAUGAGUUUUACGAACGAUGCACGCUUCAGCCUGUCCCCUUACCGCCCUCGGCAAACUAUCCAUUCGCCGCCCAAGGACGACAUAUCCGAUGAGAGAUACGCCAAGAUAGCAAGCCUGUGGCCCACCAAGAGACAGACGCCUCGACGGCUGAUCCAGACUCUCUGGCGUGACGUGGCUUCUUUCCCGGAGGAGAAUAUAUUCUCCCAGCCAGCUACGACGGGGCUCGGUGGGAGUGCACCCCCGCAGACGCUCUCGGGUGAGGUCGCGGAGUCGAGAUGGGGCUUGGACGAAGAGCGGAGGGCGAGAUUGAUUGAGGACUGCGCCCCGUUGAACAUGUCAUUAUGGCAAAGAGCAAACCGAGGGGCUGAAGCGAGUAUCACAAGCAGUGCGAGUGACUCCCAAAGUCAAGAAAGCGGCACACCUGCCAAGUUCCCCUCCACCCAGAUCCUGGACAUCAGCCUCGACAUCUUCUUCCGUCGUUUCCACCACUUGAUGCCGUUCAUCCACGAACCGACAUUCUCCGCAAAGAAAGCCUCCAGCACGCUUCUGUUCCCCAUGUGCCUCAUGGGGCUGACCAUGUUGGACUCGGUCCGUGCAAAGAGAUUCGUGAGCUCUCGUCUGGACGACGCCAUUGAGAGGUGCCGCCGCGACCUGGUUGUGAGUUCGCAGAAAGGAGCCCAGCUGGGUGAAUUCUUGACCACCAUGGCGGCUUCAGUCCUGUUGUUGUCCCUGGCCGCCAUCUAUCCCAAACAGCCUCUUUCUGAGCACUCUCGGCUCCUCUACAACGAGACCAUCAACGCGGCCCAGCAGCACGGGCUAUUUGCUCCUCAGGAAGGCGAACAUCUUUCGUCGGCCAUGAUUCAUUCCUUGGACAAUGUGGCCAUGUGGAGGGCGUGGACACGCAUCGAAUCGGCCAAGAGAUUGAUUCUGUGCCUCAUCAUGUCGGACUCGUUCUUCUCCGCCGUCGACGAUCAUAAUCCCAUCAUACGGACCGGGCACCUGCAUUUCUAUUUUCCCUGCAAGACAGAAUUGUUCCAAGCCGCCACCGAAAGACGAUGGUCUCAGAUGGUCUCGGCCGGUUCACUGACGAUCAUGCCUCUGAUGACACCGCAGCUGGCAUCAGCUACCCUCCCUCCGGCCUCGGAUGCUAGCGCCUUGGGGUUCUUCGGUCUUUUCUCAACGGUUUGGGUUCGAAUUGUGGAGGCGAGAUACCGGCAUACCUCUGUCACUUCCGAGCAGCCAAAUCUUCCGGUCCCAGCAGAGAUCUUUGCCCACGACGAGCACGCCGUCUCAAUCGCCCCCUUCCUCAUGAGGAUGUGGAGGGCGUACGGUGACACCAUGUGCAUUAUAAACCCCAAUUGCGAGGCUUUCUGGCACCACCUGAACAUCUCGAUGACGGCCGAUCUCGGAGUAUUUGAGAUUGCUUCCGGCAGGGAAGGCGCAGAACGUGCAAAGAACGCCCUCGACGAUAUUGCUACCUGGUCUGGAACAACCGCCGCUCGCCGAGCAUGUCUGCAUGCGGCACAGAUCUUCUCGUGUAUGUCCAAACGGCGGCCCAUCGACGGGACGUCGUAUGAGGCGGAGAUCGCUCUGGUGCAUGCCGCACUGGUGCUGGGACUAUACGUCUUCGUGAUGAUGCCCCAGCCGGACGAGACAGAGAAGCCAGAGCAGCAAGCCCAGAAACAACCCGAUGCAUUCGAACUUCUGGACCAAGUGGACUGGAACCUCGUUGGUGAAGUCGGCUUUACCAGCUACGGCACCAGCGGCACCGACAUCGACAUCGACAUGGGCACCGACGGGACAACGUGCCCGGCGAAAGAAUUCAUUCGGAACGGUGGACCGAUCUCUUUCUCGGGCGUUGUGCAAAACAGCGGCUACGCUUCUGCGAGGAGGAUGCUUCUCGAGUAUGUCUAUCUGUUGGAAGACGUGGGCACGCGGUACAACGUGAUGGAGUUCUGCCACAUCUUGCGUAUUCUGAGCGAUGCGCUGAUCGACUUUGACUCUAGCGGUGCUGAAUAG
Messenger RNA from Fonsecaea erecta, 2526 nucleotides. RefSeq lists its product as hypothetical. Lineage: Eukaryota; Fungi; Ascomycota; Eurotiomycetes; Chaetothyriales; Herpotrichiellaceae. The record is from RefSeq and is a predicted model, not a curated record. Gene Ontology annotation, biological process: regulation of transcription by RNA polymerase II; malate metabolic process; DNA-templated transcription. Gene Ontology annotation, cellular component: chromatin. Gene Ontology annotation, molecular function: RNA polymerase II cis-regulatory region sequence-specific DNA binding; malate dehydrogenase activity; DNA-binding transcription factor activity, RNA polymerase II-specific. Bases 1 to 2526 code for a protein of 841 amino acids. The transcript is spliced from 2 exons.